Aspergillus ochraceoroseus IBT 24754 is the source of this 791-nucleotide messenger RNA. RefSeq lists its product as uncharacterized. The transcript has 2 exons. The coding region runs from base 279 to 791 and encodes 170 amino acids. The record is from RefSeq and is a predicted model, not a curated record. NCBI's taxonomy places the organism in Eukaryota, Fungi, Ascomycota, Eurotiomycetes, Eurotiales, Aspergillaceae.
GUAAUCCCCAAGCAUAUUAACCGAUACAGUCACAGCCAUUACACGGUUUUCAACCUCCACUGCUUCGUCAACCUUACUGAAUAUCACCAAUACCAUCAACCCCGCCCAUAGAGACAGGCACUCCACAAGCCGGAUCUAUGUUCGAGAAACUUGAGCAUAUCUACCGGAUGCUCCAUCCCAGCUAGAUGGAAUGGGCCUAGAACUUGACACCCCCUACUGCAUGCAAGUUAAGGCCAGAAUUGGACCCUAUCGAGCACAGCUUAAUACAAUAGAGCUGUAUGCAUGGAACCCUUGCAUCCUCGAUUAAAACCGACCCUGCAUACUUUAAACCGAACGAUAUUCCGGCAUUCCACCACCCAUUAUCGCGUCUGUCGAGCAUCGGUAGCCUCUUGGAGAGAGCGGCGAAUCUGCCGGUCACAGUCGCCCCGAAGCUGAGGACCUGCAUCUGUGUUGAGACGGUGCCUUCGGUUUCCUCCUCCAGCGUGGUCGAGUUCUUCGAGACUGAAAGGAAAGAGAUGGAAGCGCUUGCUCGUAUUAUACGGAAAUUCCCCAACUGGGGGCAGACGUUUCCAACAUUGAAGCGUCACUCUACGUAUUCAUUCAACGCACAGGCUAAUGAUCUGUUCUAUAAUCCUCACAUUCGUUCUGCGCUGUAUUUGUAUUCGCCGGAGCCGUUCAAAGCGUGCGAUAUCAUUUCCUUUGACUCGAAAUAUUGCUCUACGUCAUUUAAACUAUGUAUCGAUGAUAUUGGGUUGGUAUCUCCCAUUGAGGUGUUGAAUACCAGGGAUUAA